This is a messenger RNA of Chironomus riparius, 3726 nucleotides long. Lineage: Eukaryota; Metazoa; Arthropoda; Insecta; Diptera; Chironomidae. The record is from the annotation of a GenBank genome assembly.
AUCAGAUUAUUUUUCAGAGUUUUAUUGACUGAUAUUUCAUUUUAGAACAUAUUUGAAUCAAAAUACAUCACUUUUAGAUAUAUUUGAUGGGUAAAUUCUUGGUUUUGCCCCGUUUUGUCUAUUUCAUUGAAUUUCAGCUUGCGUCGGUCACAUUCAAACCACUCCAGGAGCAACUUUAAUGAAUUUCAUUACGGUCAUCAACAACGAUUGGACUUGGCAUGGAUUUCCUCAUGACAUCUUUAAUCAAAUUUGUAGAAAUUCGAAGAGUUUGAACCAUCUUGUGCUGAUUGGAGCUGGAACUGGAAGUUAUUUUGAUUCUGAUGAAUUUCCAUUCAAAAUUACAAAACUUGAGACAACAAUGAUAACUUUCCACUGGUAUAUUGGAAUCAAAUCAGCUCGUGUCGAUUUCCUGAAGUCGCAAAAAGGAAGCUUAAAGGAACUGACGAUUCAUGAACUUCCUUACGACUUUGAUGGCGGAAAAGUCCUUAAAUACAUCAUUGAGGAGUUGAAUUUGGAUACAUUUUACUACGGCAAGAUUCCAUUAAUCCUCAACGGGCAAAAGCAGCAAGUUAAGGAAUUUACAGCAUCUGAGAUUCAAAUCACAAGCGCCUUUGAAAUGAUUCAGCAGUUUCCUUCAAUCAAAAAGUUUACAUUAAAAAUAUCAGGCACAGACAAAUCGAAAAUAAUUCAGGAUUUGAUUAAAAAUCACAAAAAAAAAUAUAUUAUUCCAUUUGGACAUACACACACUUGUUUCAAUGAGAUUAAUAUUGAUGAACUUUACAAUAUCGUUCAAAAUCCUUCAUACGAUCCCAUUCAACCACGCAUUCAGUACAUAAACCUGGAAUCAGGAUACUUUGCAGUUCGUUUGCUUGAUGAUCCAUCAGUUGACAUAUUUAAAGUGAGAGUUCGUAAAGCUUCAUUUCGGGUUUUAAAUGAUCGUAUCCAGUAUCCUAUUAUAGUGCUGCCUGAAGAACCGAGAGUUCAUUUAUCAUGCACGGUUGCUGAAGAAAUUGAACAAAACAAUUUUUUAACGACAGUUCCAUUUAAAAAUAAAAUGAAUCCAUCGCGUUGGAUUUUUGAAAGUUCUACUAGAAAUGAUGAUGGACGACAUGAAAUGAUGCCCGGUAAUAACACCGACGCGGAAUAACUUCACUUGUAGAGAAAAUCGUGAGUUCGGAAUAAUGUCGAAAAUUUAAAAUGCAUAGAGCGGUAAUAACUUCACCUAUAUAGCCUGAGUGAACUUAUUCCGGCGUGGCGCAGGAAUAACUUCACCUAGAAAAUGAAGGUGUAUGUAUAUAAUAUAUGUGCCAAGUGAAAUUAUUCCUGCGCCACGUCGUAAUAAUUUCACAAAUUUUUGUUCAUCGACAUUAUUCCGUCAUGAUGCAGGAAUAACUUCACUUAUAAUUUCUAUGUGAAGUUAUUCCUGUUUUGUGUAAUUACUUUUAUGUUAUUUUUUAAGGGUUUUUCAUGAUAUUUAAUUAAUAAAGUUCUUCAGUAAUAUGUUUUGAAGUUUGUUGCGGAUUUUAUUCUAAUUUGAUGUAAGACAAGAUAGUUUCUUAUAUCUUCGAAAUUAAUUUGGAAUAUAUAUUUAUUAUUUUUUAUUUAUUAUUAUUUAUUUGUCGACGUUACCGUCCGGAAGAAUUAGUAUUUAUACAUGUUUUUACUUUUUACAAUGAUUAGUGAUACAUUUCAUAUCACUAUGGGUGACGUAGAAUCAAGCUUCUAAUCUUCAAAUCCAGGUUUCAAAUAAACUAAGGCUCUCGUUUCAAUCUUCUGUGGGCGUGACGUGAUACAUUUCAGGUCCGUUCUGACAAUAUUCCAUUAUAAGGAAAUCUUGUAGCUCUCGUUCCUAUUUCUCCCGCUACACUUCAAGUUCCUGAUCCGUUCCUUAAUCCAACGUUGCCCAAAAUGCCCAAUUAUGGCUUGACUCGUACAUUAAGCAGUCGAAGUAUCUAAACUUCUGAAAAAGAACAAAUUUGGAAAUGGCUGGAUUCGAACCAACGACCUUCGAGUUACCAUACCAAAUUUGAGCCAAGCGCCUUACCUAUUCGACCAGCAAGGCACUUAACUGCUGAUAUAGAAAGUUCACUACUAAUUCGUAAUUACUUUGAAUAUCAAUUAAAACUUUAAUUAAUUUUUCUGGAGUUAUAGGCUCUUUUGCUGAAAUAUCUCUAUUAGAUAUCAAUCUUGUGAUAUUAACACAUGUUUUUGUAUCUAAAAGGCAGGCUUUAGAUGAGAAUUUAAUAGCUAAAAUUAACAAAACUUUUGUCAACAGUGUCAAUUGGUAACAUAAGAGCGCUUCCAUACAAAAUUAAAAUUCAAAAAGUUGCACAAUUAGCUAAUUUUACCUUGUUUAAUUAAACUAGAAGCAAGUGAAAUGAUAAAAUAUACAUUUUUUCAAUCCAUUAGAAUGAUAGCUUGCAACAAAAGAAGUAAAAUCUAGUGUUCAAAAUCUUACCAAAAAACUCGUGAGAAAAAUUUUCUCAGAGAAAACUUGAUUUGAAAUCUCGCGAGUUUUCAAAUCUCGUGAAAUUUUUUUCUCACGUCCUAAUCUCAAUUGAGAUUUUUAAUCUCAAUUUGUGACGUCACAAGGGAAAUUUUUCAAAAAAUUUGAAUGAAAUUUUUGAACACAAAGGUUAAUGGAAGUUUUUCUGAUAUUGACUGUGUUCCUGUUUUUGAAUGUAUAUCAGUUUACAGCUUCAAUGCCUCUGGAUGCUUUUUUGAUCUCUUUAAGCAUUUCUGAGUGUGAGAACUAGCCGUUGAGAACCUUUUCGUUUAAAUUUUAAUACAAAUGCUAUGCCAUCGUAAAGGUUGGUUAAAAAUGAACUUUAUUUAUCCAGUCCCCAAAAGUUCGAAAAACUUUAUUUGCUAAGAUUUCGAACACUAGAUUUUACUUCUUUUGUUGCAAGCUAUCCUUCUAAUGGAUUGAAAAAAUGUAUAUUUUAUCAUUUCACUUGCUUCUAGUUUAAUUAAACAAGGUAAAAUUAGCUAAUUGUGCAACUUUUUGAAUUUUAAUUUUGUAUGGAAGCGCUCUUUUGUUACCAAUUGACACUGUUGACAAAAGUUUUGUUAAUUUUAGCUAUUAAAUUCUCAUCUAAAGCCUGCCUUUUUGAUACAAAAACAUGUGUUAAUAUCACAAGAUUGAUAUCUAAUAGAGAUAUUUCAGCAAAAGAGCCUAUAACUCCAGAAAAAUUAAUUAAAGUUUUAAUUGAUAUUCAAAGUAAUUACGAAUUAGUAGUGAACUUUCUAUAUAUUCCAAAUUAAUUUCGAAGAUAUAAGAAACUAUCUUGUCUUACAUCAAAUUAGAAUAAAAUCCGCAACAAACUUCAAAACAUAUUACUGAAGAACUUUAUUAAUUAAAUAUCAUAAAAAACCCUUAAAAAAUAACAUAAAAGUAAUUACACAAAACAGGAAUAACUUCACAUAGAAAUUAUAAGUGAAGUUAUUCCUGCAUCAUGACGGAAUAAUGUCGAUGAACAAAAAUUUGUGAAAUUAUUACGACGUGGCGCAGGAAUAAUUUCACUUGGCACAUAUAAGUGAAGUUAUUCCUACAGCGUGCAAGAAUAACUUCACCUUCAUUUUCUAGGUGAAGUUAUUCCUGCGCCACGCCGGAAUAAGUUCACUCAGGCUAUAUAGGUGAAGUUAUUACCGCUCUAUGCAUUUUAAAUUUUCGACAUUAUUCCGGAGCUGCGUUGUGAAGUUAUUCCGCGUCGGUGUUAUUACCGG